Molecule: messenger RNA, 1296 nt
Organism: Colletotrichum chrysophilum
Lineage: Eukaryota; Fungi; Ascomycota; Sordariomycetes; Glomerellales; Glomerellaceae
Exons: 6
Coding region: 1-1296 (431 amino acids)
Source: RefSeq, a predicted model, not a curated record
AUGAGCUCCGACGAUGACUCCUCCACCGUCGACAUUCACCCCUUUGUCAACCCGUUUGUCGAAUUGAAUGCUGGACUGUGGUCGCUUUUCGCUGGCGCGACUGUGUUUUUGGCAUUGAGACUUUGGUGCAAGGUUACGAGGCGACACGGGUUGUGGUACGAUGAUUACAUUCUUGUGGUAACCUGGACGCUACUACUGGCAAACAACACUUUGAUUAUAUACGAAUUUGCAACCGGCUACGUUCUCAAGGAUUCGUCGCAGCAAUGGGACGACCGCAUGCACAUCUUGAUCAACGUCUCAUCAUGUGGCACUUUGAUCGGUCAGGCAUGGUCUAAGACGGCUUUUGGAGUCACGUUGCUGCGCAUGAGCAACCGUUGGCAGAAGGGUAUCCUGUGGUUCUGCAUCAUCACCAUGAACAUUUACAUGGUCGUCAAGGUCGUCUUCCAGUGGGCCAAGGUCUGCGGCAGCAAGAGCUACGACGUUGACUGGCGCCUCGACAUUUGCCUUGAGAAGCACUUCCGCAACGACUUCAAGGAGGGCGGAAAUGUUUACAACAUUAUUAUGGACUUUAUCUUCGCCAGUUUCCCGUGGCUGAUUACCCGGUCGCUGGAAAUGAGGCGCGCCGAAAAGGUCGGCCUUUGCAUUACGAUGAGCUUGGGAAUGAUCGUCGCCAUUGUUGCGGCCAUCAGAGUGAGCUGGAAGGACGAGGGUAACGACCGUGACGCGUGGUACAUCUACCGAAAUGGCAUGUCCCAAGUCUGGUACUCAUCCGAAAUCACCGGCACCAUCAUCGUCCAGUGCAUCCCGAUCCUCCGCCCCAUCCUUCGUGAGAUCCACACCUCCCUCACCUCCAAGAAGCUCGAGUCCACCGCCGACGGCCGCAGCACGACCUUCGGCAGCAAGAUGAGCAGCGGCAAGCGCAUCUCCGCCACCAUCCACGGCAACGGGCCCCCGUCCGCCGGCCUCGACAAGCAGGGCAACGAACGCAUCGCCCUCCGCGAGAUCCCCGAAGAGCCUGCCGAGUCAUGGAACUGGAAAGACCCCGCCAGCCGCGGCUCCUCGUCGCCGUCAGACACCGACUACAAGCCGAGACCACCGACCGCGCCGUUACCCGACAUGUGGCCGUUAUCAGGCAGCGAAGGACCCGACCUGAGCAAGGGCUCGCACUCGGGCAAGAGUUUGGACUUUGACGACGACAACAACGGCCCGCGAUCUGCCGUCUCCCACCUCGAUGUCGACAUCGAAGCAGCGCCCGUACAAGGGCUUUCGCCACCCCCGCCUCGCAGGUUUCCUUAG